AAGGAGCUGGAAGUGGAACCAUCUAGAAGUUCGGCAAAGGGGGGUUUAAGCUUUGCGUUUUCACAAGCUUCCUCUUCCCUUAUCUUCCAAACCAUCACUUGACGACUCGCUGAAAUCCUUUGUUUUCCUUCUCCUUCUCUGUCGUCGCUUCUUCCAUGGCGUCUAUGUUUGUUGCACUGCCCAAAUCAUUUCCUCUACACACAACCAGCUCUCCUCAUCGCUCUACACAUAUGCGUUUAGGGUCCGUAAGGAGUUCUUUGAGAAUCAAUGCUAUUGCGAAGAAAUGGGAACCUACUAAGGUUGUUCCGCAGGCAGAUAGAGUGCUUAUCCGUCUCGAGGAGCUACCCGAGAAAUCAGCCGGUGGGGUUUUGUUGCCCAAGUCAGCCGUUAAAUUCGAGAGGUAUCUAAUGGGGGAGAUUCUCUCUGUUGGUGCUGAAGUUGGGGAAGUGGAUCCUGGAAAGAAGGUUCUUUUCUCAGAUAUAAAUGCUUAUGAGGUUGACUUGGGAACAGAGGCCAGGCACUGCUUCUGUAAAUCAAGUGACUUGCUCGCUGUGGUUGAGUGAAGGUUAGAUGAUUUUGCUAUGUCGCACCAACUCCUCUGGCAGCUAUAGGGUCGAUCUCUGUUUUGUAGAUUAGUCUGGUAAGAGUUGUUAGCAGAAUUCCUUUUAAUCUGUAAUAGCACAAGGCAUUUUUAUAUUUUACAGGAUAACAUUGGAUGCACUAAUAUUCUUGACUUUGGGCUUGAAUGAUUGUAUUUAAAGUGGUCUUGGGUAAUGGUCGUGGUCGAGUUGGUAGCAACAGGAAACUGGGAGCUUCUCUUGUCAUCUUAUUAUAACACCAGACAGGAUAAAACCAGAGUGAGAGGUUAUUCUGAUCUUUGUUUAACUGA
Molecule: messenger RNA, 889 nt
Organism: Carica papaya (papaya)
Lineage: Eukaryota; Viridiplantae; Streptophyta; Magnoliopsida; Brassicales; Caricaceae
Product: 10 kDa chaperonin 1, chloroplastic-like
Cellular component (GO): chloroplast; mitochondrion
Molecular function (GO): protein folding chaperone; protein-folding chaperone binding; metal ion binding
Source: RefSeq, a predicted model, not a curated record